Penicillium atrosanguineum is the source of this 846-nucleotide messenger RNA. Its product is annotated as oxidase ustYa family protein. Bases 1 to 846 code for a protein of 281 amino acids. The record is from RefSeq and is a predicted model, not a curated record. The transcript is spliced from 5 exons. Gene Ontology annotation, biological process: mycotoxin biosynthetic process. NCBI's taxonomy places the organism in Eukaryota, Fungi, Ascomycota, Eurotiomycetes, Eurotiales, Aspergillaceae.
AUGUUCAGAGAAAAGUCCCCCGAUCUAGAAGAUGGAGACUUCGAGUCUCGCGAAGGCCUUCUGCCUGAAGAGGAGGAUGAGGCAUGGACCCAGGAAGAGGAAAUCGAUACCUGCGACGACUGGGUAACUACAAUUCUUCAAGUCACUACAGUAGGAAUCUUUUUUUUUCUUGGGAUAUUGUUUGGAAUGAUGUGGCAUGGGGAUUUGGACAGCCAGUGCAGUCAGCAUGUUUCCCAAUACUCCCCGGUGAUGAGCGAGGUGGGAAUCACAUACCAUCUUCAAAAAUCGAACAACCCGCUGCUGAGGGAGACAGUCUAUAGACAAGAGGCGAGUCCGGAGGUAGACUCGGCCUGGGAUGCCCUGGGAGUUAACUAUCGAAGUAUCCGAGUACCUCCCGAGGAAGCAGCCGGGUCAGAUCUCUCAUCCGACCAAGUCCAGAUCAACCCGAGAUACGGGGGAGGGUUUCCCGCUAACGUAGAGGGUCUCCAGCAUCUUCAGUGUUUGAAUCUCCUGCGGCAAUCCCUCUACUUCAACUACGAUUAUUACCACUCCAAGGGCGAAGGCGCUUUCGCAAAUAAUGAUUUCAUUGCCCAGCAUCAAAUAGCCCAAUGUGUCGAUGUCCUCCGCCAACAACUCAUGUGCACGGUAGACACCGGCGUUGUAGGCCAAGUCUGGAUCUACCCCGAGAACCCCGAACCAUUCGUCAACUUCAACACGCGCCAGCGAUGCAAAAAUUUCGACGAAAUACGUGAAUGGGCAGAGCAGCAUCAACUGCCUGAGAACCUCCCUGCCGAUUUCCUACAACCUCCCGCGCCAGGUGACCACAUCUACAAAGCAAUGCCCUAG